UAUCCUUACAGCAUCUCUUUUUUCACAUCUAUCUCAUAUCUCUCAUACAUCUAAGCCUCUUCCGAUUUUCCAUUCUGUUCAAAAUGUCCUUCAAGCCUUUGCCUACCUUCGAUGAGUUACCAGUGGACAAGAAAGGACCAUUCUUGAAUGCUUGGGGACUGUAUGGAGACAACGACCAGCUGGGCUUCUUGAACCGUUUGACAGAUGAUGUCGUCAAAGAAGCAGCCAGAGAGAUUCAGUCUGGUACAAGAACUUCUCUCAACUGGCCCAUGGAUGCUCAAAAGGACAUACCUUUCUUCGGCCGUCAAGUCUUUCACAAGCACGUCUACCAAAAGCCACCUCGAGUUGUCAACGACGAUGUGUGGACCUUCAACACCCAAAGCAGCAGUCAAUGGGAUGGUCUUCGUCAUUUUGCCUACCAGAAGGAAGCAAAGUUCUACAAUGGUGUCACUCUCGACGACAUCCACAGCGACGACUCCACAGUCAACGGCAUCGGAGCUUGGAGUGAGAAAGGCAUCGUCGGUCGAGGCAUUCUGCUUGACUAUGAGGCCUGGCGUGAAACUCAUAGCCACCCUCAAAAAGACGCCCUCAAAUCUGGAACCAUAACACUCUCCGAGCUCAAAGCUGUCGCCGAAUGGGAAGGUGUAGAGAUCAAAUUCGGCGAUAUCCUGAUCGUACGAUCUGGGUACAUGGUUCAGUACAACAAGCGCUCGAGAGACGAACUUGAAGCUCUUAGUAAGAUUCUACCACCUACGUUCUUGGGUGUUGAGCAGAGUACGGAAGUGCUGAAUUGGAUUUGGGAUAACUUCUCUGCGGUUGCUGGCGACCAACCGUCCUUUGAAUGCUGGCCAUCAACUCAAUCAUACAUGCUUCAUGAAGUCCUCCUAGCAGGUUGGGGAUGUCCUAUUGGCGAACUUUUCGAUCUCGAGGCUUUGUCUCGUCAAUGCGAAAAGACUGGACGCUACAGCUUCUUCGUCGCCAGUGAGCCUUGCAAUGUACCCGGAGGUGUGGCCAGUCCACCGAAUAUCAUUGCAAUCCAGUAGUAUGUCCCAUAAUGAAACAUUAUUUCUCUGC
This is a messenger RNA of Aureobasidium pullulans EXF-150, 1074 nucleotides long. RefSeq lists its product as uncharacterized. Gene Ontology annotation, molecular function: arylformamidase activity. The record is from RefSeq and is a predicted model, not a curated record. NCBI's taxonomy places the organism in Eukaryota, Fungi, Ascomycota, Dothideomycetes, Dothideales, Saccotheciaceae. Bases 84 to 1043 code for a protein of 319 amino acids. The transcript has 6 exons.